AUGAAGCCCCGGAAACCUCGAGAUCGAUCCUGCCCAUCCAGCGGCAGGAUCACUGCUAGCGUUCUGCUCUCUCUCCUUGUACUCGCAACCCCCAGUGCAGCCAGCAACCCCCCCGCCCUCAUCGACCCUUGGAAUCCUGUACCCGUAUCCAGGGAGAACACGCACGACUUCACCUUGAGACACAUCUUCCAUCGGGGCACAUAUCAAGACCCAAGACUACACAAACGCUACGAUUUCCGCCCUCAGGCCCCCGUGUUGGUGACAGCAAACGACGAGUCUCUGGCCUCCGUUGAAGAGCCGCCACACUUCACUGCUCGAUCCAGCCCUCUGGAGAUUGAAAGAUUGGUUGACCGACAACCAAACAUCAUUGACAAAUAUCUACAACAUGCUCGCCUCACGGGUACCCCUGCGAUCCUCGGCACGUCGGCAUGGACAAGGGACGAAGUCAAGGGCCCGAACAUCUCCGACAAAGACACUGUCCUCAAUCUUGCCAUUAUGUCGGCCGAUGCGUAUGCUCCUGUCCCCGGCGAGGGAGACUGGCAGGAUGUAUCCCAAGGGUAUAACCGGUCAAAGGAUUUCGGAUGGGACGGCGAUGGUUUGAGGGGUCACAUCUUCGCCGAUGAGGGCAAUGGAACCGUCAUCAUCAGUCUGAAGGGCACUUCUCCUGCUGUUUUCGAUGGCGACGGCACAACCACGAGCGACAAGCUUAACGAUAACCUUUUUUUCAGCUGCUGUUGCGCGCAGGGGGGGCAAUAUUUCUGGCGACAGGUCUGUGAUUGCUACGACAGCACCUACACCUGCAACCAAACCUGUCUCGUCAAAGCCUUGAGACAAGAAAAUCGAUACUAUCGUGCGGCCAUCGACUUGUAUACCAAUGUUACUGAACUAUAUCCUGACUCGAAUGUCUGGCUCGUUGGUCAUUCCUUAGGUGGCGCGGUGACUAGUCUGCUCGGACUCACCUUUGGCCUCCCUACAGUGACAUUCGAGGCUCCCGGCGAGGACCUACCUGCGAGACGGCUCGGUCUGCCAAGGCCUCCCUCUUCGGAUCCUCACAGGCCGCGCACCAAGUACACCGGAUCCUAUCACUUUGGCAACACCGCCGAUCCGGUGUUCAUGGGUACAUGUAACGGAGCUACAGCAACCUGCACACUUGGUGGUUAUGCGAUGGAAUCCCAGUGCCAUACAGGAAAGCAAUGCGUUUACGACACGGUGAGCGAUUAUGGCUGGCGUGUAGGGAUAGGCAAUCACAAGAUCCGCAACGUCAUUGAAAGCGUGAUCAAGGUCUAUCCAACGGUGCCUGAAUGCACGCCUGAUGAUGAGUGUGUCGAUUGCUAUAACUGGAAUUUCUUCGAGAGCAAUGGAUCGCAUCCCACGACAACCAGAACGACCACCACUUCAAGCUCAUCUACGCGCACGCGGACGACAACGUGCAAAACGCCGGGCUGGUGGGGAUGUUUAGAUGAAACAACAACAACAGGUACUACCACUACACCAGUUGUUACCACCACCUACACGACCACCAGCUGCGCCACUCCUGGUUGGUUUGGAUGCAAAGAGACAGUCAACGUGACUGUCACGACGACGACCACCUUACCAACUACAUCCAUUCCUUCUUCGGCUGGUUCCACGUCCGCCUCUUCGACGUGUGAACACCCAGGUUGGCUUGGCUGUCGUGACUCGACAGUUACCAAGGGCCCAUCCCCGUCGCCGACGUCGUCACAAACAAGAGCAAGCAAGACGGCGGAGCCGCAUACAUGCGAAACUCCAGGUUUGUUUUUCGGGUGCCGCGACCGUCAACGGCAUACUCAUUCGAUUCAUGAUUCCCUCCCGUCAGGGACGACAGCCUCGGUUACCGAGUCUCCUAGUACUAGCGCUAGCAGUACUCAGCCAAGCAGUACGGAGACUAGGAGACAUGAGAAGUGCAGGCAUCGCGCGUUCUUUGGGCUGAUUUGCCUGGGACAGAACGAGGACGCGGAUGUGGAUCCGCAGGAAUUGUGA
Molecule: messenger RNA, 1998 nt
Organism: Capronia epimyces CBS 606.96
Lineage: Eukaryota; Fungi; Ascomycota; Eurotiomycetes; Chaetothyriales; Herpotrichiellaceae
Exons: 1
Coding region: 1-1998 (665 amino acids)
Biological process (GO): neutral lipid catabolic process; macroautophagy; multivesicular body membrane disassembly
Molecular function (GO): glycerophospholipase activity
Source: RefSeq, a predicted model, not a curated record